This is a messenger RNA of Melospiza melodia melodia, 596 nucleotides long. It is a transcript of the gene S100A10, whose product is annotated as S100 calcium binding protein A10. The record is from RefSeq and is a predicted model, not a curated record. The transcript has 3 exons. Gene Ontology annotation, cellular component: cytoplasm. NCBI's taxonomy places the organism in Eukaryota, Metazoa, Chordata, Aves, Passeriformes, Passerellidae. Bases 97 to 390 code for a protein of 97 amino acids. Gene Ontology annotation, molecular function: calcium-dependent protein binding; calcium ion binding.
CCCGCCGUGCAUAUCCCGGGCCGGACCGCGCCCCGGCACUGUCCGCACCGAGCACCGAGCCCCGCACGCACGGAUUUUGGCAGCCCCGGGGUCAGGAUGCCGUCGCAGCUGGAGCACGCCAUGGAGACGCUGAUGUUCACCUUCCACAAGUACGCGGGGGACAAGGAGCACCUGGCCAAGGAGGACCUCAGGGCGCUCAUGGACAAGGAGUUCCCGGGAUUCCUCGAGAACCAGCGCGACCCCAACGCCCUGGAUCGCAUCCUGCGGGACGUUGAGCAGAGCCGCGAUGGCCGCGUCGGCUUCCAGGGCUUCUUCUCGCUGGUGGCCGGGCUCACCAUUGCCUGCAACGACUACUUCGUGCAGCACAUGAAGCAGCGCGGCCACCGCUGAGCCCCCCACCCAUGGGUGCCCCCCACCCAUCUUAGGGUGUCACCCCAAACCCGCCUUGGAUCCUCCCUUAACCCUAAAUGUGUGCCUUGAUCCUUCCUUGGGGUUUUGAACCUUUCCUAUGAGGUCCUGACCCUCCCCGAUGGGCUGAGACGCCCCCCCCCAAAGGGGUGAUGAACCCCUCCCCACCCAUGGGUGCCCCCCACCCA